AUGAUUGUAAAGGAGCAUGCUGUUGGUACUGAACUGGUGAUGAGUAAUGUCAUUGGGGAGGAGGAAAUUGAUUUUUCUUGUGAUCCAUACGUAGGGUUGGAGUUUUUCAAUGCUGAUGAUGCACUUAGGUAUUAUAUAUCAUAUGCUACUCGAAUGGGAUUUAAAGUUCGUAUUGGUCAGCUUUAUCGGUCCAGGACUAAUGGAUCGGUUUCUUCUCGAAGAUUUGUGUGUUUGAAGGAGGGACAUCAGCUCAGCUCAAGAACUGGCUGUCCAGCAUUCAUAAGGGUGCAGUUAAAUGAUUCUGGGAAGUGGGUUGUUGACCAUUUUCACAAGGAGCAUAACCAUAAUCUUGAAAAUGAAAGUGAAAAUUUCGCUCCAACGUUGCAGCCGAUAGCUUCUGCCACGGUUGAUUCUUCAACCGGAAUCACUCGCAGGCCAAGGAAGAAAUUGCUUGAAGUAGGCAAUGGUGAACCUAUUUCUCCUUUUGGUGUUAUUAAUUUCAAGCGUCUGAGAAAAGAAGAACUUGAAGGACAGGCCAGGAUCGAACCACAUGUUGGUCAAGAGUUCAGUAGCCCUGUUGAAGCCUACCAAUUUUAUCACACCCAUGCAGCAUAUAAGGGUUUUAGAAUUCGAAAUGGUCAAUUGUUUCGUUCUAAAAAUGACGGGGGUAUUACAUCACGACGCUUUGUGUGUUCAAAAGAAGGGUUCCAGCACCCUUCAAGAGUUGGUUGUAAGGCCUAUUUAAGGAUUAAGAGACAGCCAUCAGGAAAGUGGGUAGUCGACCGUCUUGAAAAAGAUCAUAAUCAUGACCUGGUCCCUGAAAAGGAAACUAGGACAGCAAGUCUUCCUGCUUCUAAUAUUUUAACUGAGGUGGUAAACACUGAAAUGGUGAACAGCGACAUGUUUAGGAUAGAUAACUACCCUGUCCUGAGAGGAGGUAGACAAAACCACAUCAAAAGUGAUUGGUAUAACAUGCUUUUAGAGUAUUUUCAGUCAAGACAAGCUGAAGAUACAGGUUUCUUUUAUGCCAUGGAAGUUGAUAAUGGUAAUUGCAUGAGCAUAUUCUGGGCUGAUGGCAGAUCUAGAUAUUCAUGUAGUCAAUUUGGCGAUGUCCUCGUUGUAGACACGUCGUAUAGAAAGAGCCUCUCUAUGGUACCUGUUGCACCCUAA
This is a messenger RNA of Lathyrus sativus (Indian pea), 1170 nucleotides long. The record is from the annotation of a GenBank genome assembly. NCBI's taxonomy places the organism in Eukaryota, Viridiplantae, Streptophyta, Magnoliopsida, Fabales, Fabaceae.